AUGUCGGAUAAGGGGAGGGGAAGAAGUUCCACUUUGGUUAAAUUCAUCCUCACCCAGCACGUGCAAACCGAUGAGCACAACUUCAAGGCAACAGUCCAGAAUCUAACUGGAAUGAACGCGAACGUUUGCGGGCUCUCGCCGGAAAUUUCAGCCGCGGCCGGCGGGCAGAUGGUAUACUGCGAGGGUCCUGGCCAGGAGGGCACGAUGAGGCUGCCAGAGGAAAUAAUUGAUGGAGGUCUCAAGGCGGAGAAUUUGGGGAAGGAGGAUUUCUGCAGGUGGAUCAUGGAGCUGCCAUCUGUGGAUGAACAAGGUCUGAGGCGACCUUAG
Nymphaea colorata (pocket water lily) is the source of this 327-nucleotide messenger RNA. RefSeq names its product VQ motif-containing protein 10-like. Lineage: Eukaryota; Viridiplantae; Streptophyta; Magnoliopsida; Nymphaeales; Nymphaeaceae. The transcript has a single exon. Bases 1 to 327 code for a protein of 108 amino acids. The record is from RefSeq and is a predicted model, not a curated record.